AUGGCAAUGAUAUCUCAGGUAGAACCAAAGAAUAUCAAUGAAGCAUUAAAAUAUGAAUCUUGGAUGGACGCCAUGACAGAAGAAUUAUCUCAAUUUGAGAAAAGCAAAGUUUGGAAACUGGUUCCUUUCCCUCAAGAUAAAACUAUUAUUGGUACAAGAUGGGUGUUCAGAAAUAAACUUGAUGAAAAUGGAAAAGUAAUCAGAAACAAAGCUAGACUUGUAGCUCAAGGAUACAAUCAACAAGAAGGUAUAGACUAUGAUGAAACAUAUGCACCCGUGGCAAGGUUAGAAGCUAUUCGAAUUCUCUUAGCAUAUGCUGCUCAUAAGAAUAUUAAACUUUUCAAAUGGAUGUAA
Vicia villosa (hairy vetch) is the source of this 354-nucleotide messenger RNA. RefSeq lists its product as uncharacterized. Lineage: Eukaryota; Viridiplantae; Streptophyta; Magnoliopsida; Fabales; Fabaceae. The transcript has a single exon. Bases 1 to 354 code for a protein of 117 amino acids. The record is from RefSeq and is a predicted model, not a curated record.